Anastrepha ludens (Mexican fruit fly) is the source of this 4749-nucleotide messenger RNA. RefSeq names its product cGMP-dependent protein kinase 1. Lineage: Eukaryota; Metazoa; Arthropoda; Insecta; Diptera; Tephritidae. Gene Ontology annotation, molecular function: cGMP-dependent protein kinase activity; ATP binding. The coding region runs from base 341 to 3541 and encodes 1066 amino acids. The transcript has 12 exons. The record is from RefSeq and is a predicted model, not a curated record. Gene Ontology annotation, biological process: protein phosphorylation.
UCCAUGCGUACGGAGGAAUAGAUACAACCAAACGGCCGUAAGGUGUGACUCGCAUGGUCGUUAGUUUCGCCUACUGGUAGACACCCAAAGCAGCCGUGCGCUGCGGUGCUGAAAGAAAAUCAAAGUGUUUAACGCUUCAGCAAAAGUGACAUUGUGAUUUGAUAGUGAUUGGCGCUUCGGGCGGUAGUGGAUAUCACAACAUUUUGUCAAAUGGCUAAGCUCAAGUUUUGCGAAUUCUUAUACCGGCUUUUUGAAGUAGUGCAAUUCCUUAAGGCACUAUAACUCCAACGAAUACCCAGCUUGAAAUAAAGAAGCAAUAGCGAAAAUCCCACUCCCCAACAUGGCCUGCUUCCCACGCUUUCUUGUCUUUAGUCGCUCCAAAGCGAGCUUUACGCCAGCAGAGGAUGGAAAUAAAGACACGAUACUCAACACUGCAGCAAAUCCAGUGCAAAUCGGCCGUUACAUAAGACGCGAAGAGUCGGCGCUAUUCGCACCAAAAACUAGUGAGCAAACAAGGACGCAGCAGCAGCGAAAAUCACAGGAGCAAAUCAUUGACAACCGAAACAAUCGCAUUAGCAACAAUGUCAGUAGUAACUACAAUACCAGCAGCAACUACAACAGCAACAGCAACAACAACGCGAACAACAUAAGUAGUAACAGCGAAAAUGGCAACUUGAUAAACAAUGUCAACAGUUUUGGGCCGAAAAAAUUCAUUUCCAACAAAGCAAACAACCUCAGCCGCAACAAUAGCGCCAACAAUAACAACAACGGCAGCAGUAACAACUCAACACUUGCUGCUGGAGGCACCCUACUGAAACUAAAACCUGUCAAAGGACGACGGCCGACUGCCUUGCCCAGCGAUGCGCCAAAUUUAGGAGAAGCGGAGGAGGAGGAGCAAGAGGAGCGGCAGGCGAAGGGAAAUGAAAAGGGUGAAAUAGUAGUUGGUGCGGCAAAAGAAAAUCUGGUAGCACUUCAUGUCAACGAUAACCAAGUUGAUGGCUAUAAAAGCAACUCCGGUGACCUGGAUACACCCACCACACCGAACUCGGUCUCCUCGCUGGCCGUACGCUUCUUUAUUGGCCAGCAGGCGCAAGAGGAGGACACUAUGUCCGGGCGUUCCUUAGAUGCGGGCAGCUAUCGCAGCCUAAAAGAGGUGACAGCGCAUGGCAUGCAGCAGCAGCAGCAACUACAACACAGGAGACAAUUUCAAAAUGGUGAUGUCACAGAUAAUAGUGCCAGCGCUCCACUACUGUCCCUCCCUCCAACAACCAACAGUGAAACAAAUACGCUUCGCAACUCCAAUCGCACUGCCAGCUGCUGCUCCUCACCAACCCUAUACGGUCCACAACCUAAUCGUAAAUCGCGUUCGAAAAGUUGGCGAAAAAUGCGUAACACCGGCAACGAACCACCUGCGGAUGAUGUUCAUAUACCGACGCCACCGCCAUUGCCACCACAGCUGCUCACCGCUAAUUCAUCGUGCGCUUCGUUGCUUUCGUUGCGUAGCAACAAAAUGAAACGCAGCUCUGCGGCCGCUAUUAAUGGCGCUGCAACGCCACACAUCGAGGAGGGUGGCAUCAGUGCCAACGCCGAGUUUGCCACCACUACAACGACAACAACAACGAAUGGUGCAACAAAUGACAAAGAUCAAUCGCCCAAGCUGAAGGAUAGCGAUAAAAGCGACCCACCCCAAGCGCAUCGCAUCGAGGGUGGGCUCAUAUUCACGCGUCCCAAUUUACCCGCCAAGAAGGAUGUUCAUAUCGAGUUCAUUGAAAAGGACAAUGAAACACGCAAUCUCAUACGCAAGGCUAUCGAACGCAAUGACUUCCUUAAUAACUAUAUGGACAAGGAGCGUAAGGAGAUGGUAAUCGAUGCAAUGGCGCCGACAUUCUACAGCAAGGACUCUUUCAUCAUACAUGAAAAUGAUGAGGGUUCGGAAAUUUACGUCUCCGAAACAGGUUAUUUUGAUGUGAUCAAAGGUGGCAAAGUGGUGGGUAGCUUUGGGCCAACGACACUAUUCGGUGAAUUGGCCAUACUCUACAAUGCCAAUCGCUUAGCAUCGGUUAGAGCGACAACAAAUGCGCGUGUUUGGAAAAUCACACGCGAAACAUUCCGUCAAAUUAUGGUGCUAUCCGAGUCGAAGGAACGAGAUGAGAACUUGACUUUCUUGCGCGCAGCGCCGUUCCUUAACGAUCUGUCUGAUGAGGUGUUGAACAAGGUGGUGGAUCUGCUACAGCGGAAAUACUAUGAGCCCAAGGCGUGCAUCGUACGCGAAGGAGAGGUGGGUAAUGAGUUCUUCAUUAUACGCGGCGGUACGGUAACCAUCAAGAAGAAGAAUGAGCAGAAUGUGGAACGUGUGGUGGAUCGACGCAAGCGUGGAGACUAUUUUGGUGAGCAAGCGCUACUCAAUGCGGACCGACGACAAGCGAGUGUGUAUGCGGAUGCGCCCGGGACCGAAGUGCUCAAAUUGGAUAGAGAAGCUUUCAUCAGCUACCUUGGCACCAUACCACAACUGCGCGAGAAACCCGAGGAGCGUAAAUCUGCCGAACGCAAACAAAGCAGGCAGCAAUCCGAAUUUGACAACGAAUACGCCGAUAUACAGUUAACUGAUUUAAAAAAGGUGGCCACAUUGGGUGCUGGAGCUUUCGGCUGUGUUGAUUUAGUUUCCUACAAAGAUAAAACUUUCGCGCUGAAAAUUAUCAAGAAAAUUGAUGUAAUCAAACAGGAUCAGGUGGAGCAUGUCUAUAGCGAGAAGCACGUGAUGAUGAAGUGCCGCAGCUCGCCAUUCAUUAUUGAGUUGUAUAAGACUUUCCGCAAUGAAAAAUUCGUUUACUUCCUAAUGGAAGCUUGCAUGGGCGGCGACAUAUGGACGGUUAUGUCACAGCGACGCUUUUUCGAUGAGCGCACUGCCAAAUUCAUAGCUGGUUGUGUGGUGGAAGCUUUCGAUUUUCUACAUUCGCAUAAUAUUAUCUAUAGAGAUUUGAAGCCAGAGAAUUUAAUGCUGACCACAGACGGUUACUGUAAGUUGGUGGAUUUCGGCUUCGCCAAACACAUACCACCAAAUCAAAAGACCAAUACCUUUGCUGGCACACCCGAAUAUGUGGCGCCGGAGAUCAUUUUGGAUCGCGGCCAUGAUCGCGCAGUCGACUACUGGGCGUUGGGUAUACUAAUAUUCGAGCUGCUGGUGGGCAAAACACCAUUUCGCGGGCAGAAUCAAAUAAAAAUAUACCAACAGAUAUUGGGUGGCAUCGAUGUUAUACAGAUGCCAUCGAAAAUCCCACGCUCGGCACAGGGGCUAAUCAAACAUUUGUGCAAGCAAUUGCCGGCAGAGCGUUUGGGUUAUCAGCGGCGCGGAAUUUUGGAUAUUAAAAGGCAUAGUUGGUUUGAAAACCUCGAUUGGAAUAAAUUAAAGUACAAGCAACUGCCCUCGCCUAUAAAGCGGCCCAUUACAAGUAACAUUGAUUUGCAAUAUUUCGGAACAACUGGUGUGGAGAAUGACUUUGAGCCACCUGAUGAGACAAGUGGCUGGGAUAUUGAUUUUUGAAGAGCUGGGCGAAAGACUUGAAACGUUAGCCAUAUAAAUUUGAUUUUCUAAAAAGCAAUUUACUUUAAGUUUUUAAGAUAUUUAGAAUUAAGAUAAAUAUUUCUAAUGCUAAUAACUACUAUUAGGAAUUUUAAAAAAAAAAUGUAUAUGAAAAAUUUUAUUCACGUACACAAAUAAUUAUGACAAAUGAGUGUUCUCUGAAUUUUCAUGGAUAUUUUAGCUGUACUGCAUAUAAGAAUCAAGCCUAAUUAUUGUAGUUAGACUUUAUACCGAAAUUAUAGAUUUAAGUAAUUCUUACGAAAAUUAAAAAUGUUUAUUCUUUGAUAUUAAGUUAAGUAAAAAGUUCUGAACAUUUUCCGCUAGCUAUUUUCAAAGAGCGAUUUAGGCAUUACAACAGGUUGUUGAUGUUGUAGCAGCAAAAACAUUCCCCAUAAAUGUACGAGGAGUACCGCUGGAGUGACAGUCCGGGAGCCAGGGGUCGAUUACUGCGUUUUCAUACCGUUAAAUUCUUGACUAUACUUGUGAUUUAGCUUUCAUGAGUAACAAAAGUUAACGUCAGCUGGCGCACACGCGGUGGGUGUGAUUGUGGGAGGGUACGAAACGUGUCAAAAAAAAAUUUCUACCAACUCAUUUUAUACCGGCUGAAAUUUUGUUCAUGUAUGGUGGAAAUUUAGUAGAAUAAAAAAAAAUAGUAGGCUACGCGGUAGAGGGGGGAAAACACGUCCACGCUCUAAACCCAACAAUCUUUCGCGGAAAUAGCUUCAAAAAAAUGUAAAAGUGUACCUAAAUAUAUAAAUAAAAUAUCCUCUAAACUUAAACAAUUUCUGAUUAUUCCUUCCUUGUUCAAAAAAUUCUCGAAAAACACCAAAAUUUUGGCAUCCUAAAUUGGUUUCCCCCCUUAAACCGACUCCGAACGGCAAAUGGUUUUUAUGAAGAGCUUUUUCAUGGCAGAAAUACACUCAGAGGUGUGCCACGGUCUGUCUAGUUAAUGUUCUAUAAAACUGCAUGCACUCGAAAAUUUUCUAAAAAUUCUGGUUAAAAAGUGGGAACUUUUGAUAAAAAAUGUAUUAAUUCUUUUUAAUUUGUUUCAAACUUGGGUUAAAUGGUUUUUCAUAGCAAAAUGAACUAAAUUUUUAAGAAAAUUAUUUAAAUUAAAUAAAAAACAAAUAAAUUAACUUAGCUUGUAUUCUGAGUACCUGCAAAGAACC